CAUAAUUUACAAAAUGUUCUGUUCAUAAUUGCCAAAUGUUCAGUCUACAUAGCGCAGGCAAACUCGGAAGACAGCAGUUAGUUUACAACGAAAUUCAAGAUAUAAUUAAAAGCAAAAAAAAAAAUAUGGAGAAAGAAACUCUUCUCCUUUUCUUAACCCUGUACUCCCUUACAUUUGGCCACACCGAGGCUUCCGCUUGGGAAUCGGGUGAACUAAGUGAUACUCUGUGCAAUUCCAAACGGGAUGGAUCACUUUUGCGCAUAAGCGGCUUGUGUAGCAGUUAUAUCUAUUGUCUGACCGAAAAGGCCAUAACGAUAAAUUGUCCUUCGAAUAUGGGGUUUAGUGCCAGCUAUGGAGGUUGUGUUGACUAUUCCCAAUCGGAUUGUGUUAAUGAUAACAAUACUGAUGGUCAUUCCAAUGAGAAUAAAGUCUCCAAUUCAAGCAAUGCAGGAGAUCAGAAUGCCCUAAACUGGACGAUAUGCUCUUCUAAGUCAGAUGGAACUACAUUUCCUAUAAAAAGUGAAUGUCAGCUCUUUAUCUAUUGUUUGAGUGAAAUUCCUUUGCCCAUGCCAUGCCUCUUUGACACCGCUUAUAGUACCUCUGAGGGCUAUUGUGUCCAAUAUCAAGAUUCUGAUUGUGUAGAGGUUAGCAAAACAACAUCGGUAACCUACCCAACAACAAUGCAGAACGAAAAUUCGUCAUCAGUUCCCAUAUACCCAACUACAUAUGUACCUAGCACAAGCUCAAGUGCUAUAAAAUCUACAACUUCAUCAACCUCUAUAGGUACCACAAGACAUCCAACAUCAUCAUAUUCAACAACAAGUGGAUAUCCUCAGACUUCCGCUUCAGGACAACCAACUUUAACCACAAAAGCUGGAACAGAUUUUUCCACAACUACUGGCACACAACCAACUACAGGCGAAUUUUCUACUCGACAACCACAAAGCACCUCCACAGUGCGAACUUCAUCUACCACAGCCCUAACAUCCACUCAACGUCCUUUGAGUUCUUCCAUCUUAUCUUCAAGUACCGCUGAUACAAACCAAUCUUCAACUGAACUUCCUCAAACCAUAUCAACAUCCUCUUCAAGCUCUGAACAAACUACAAACAACUCAUCACCACCAGCACUAACAACGUCGACUCAUCGUCCACCAGAUACUUCGACCUUAACGAAAUCUACAACAAUAACACAAACAACAAACAAAAGCCUACAAAACAAUUCGACAUAUACGGAAUCAACUUCAAGUAGAGGAACCACUACUUCUCAAACUUUAACUUCAGCCUAUACCAUUACAUCAUCGACAAAUACUCCCACUACAACUGGUUCAACUCCAAAAUCCACACAAUAUGCAACAACUGAAACACCUACCGAAAGUUCUCAAACGUCUACAUGGCACUCUUCAUCGACCAUAAAUGUUGAGACUACCAGUGAACGCACUCAAACACCUCCAUCUACUACUUCAGCCAGCCCUAACCCAACGAGUACAUCUCGAGGUCCUCCUACACCGUACUCUCCCACACUUAUUCCUCCUACACCUCCUUCACCCACAUCCUCUUCAACAAAUAAUCCAACAUCGACAGUAUCAACUUCAACUACGAUUCCAUUAUCAACUACGCCAAUAUUGCCUGGCAUAUCUUCCACAAAUUCUGCAACCGAAACAACCGUAGAAGAUCCUACAACUGAAAAGGGACAAACCAGAAGCUCUACUACAAGUGAUCCCAUAACUGCAGAAGGACAAACCACAGACCCAGUUACCCAAUAUCCAUCAACUGCUGGAGGACAAACCACAGACCCAGCUAAUAAAUAUCCAUCAACUGUUGGAGGACAAACCACAGACCCAGCUACCAAAUAUCCAUCAACUGCAGGAGGACAGACUACAAGCUCAACUACAAUAGAUCCUACAACUACAGGAGGACAAACUACAAGCUCAACUACAGGAGGACAAACCACAACCCCAUCUACAAAUGAUCCUACAACUGCAGGAGGACAAAGCACAAACCCAACUUCGAACUAUCCCACAACUGCAGGAGGACAAACCACAAACCCAACUUCGAACGAUCCCACAACUGCAGGAGGACAAACCACAAACCCAACUUCAAACGAUCCCACAACUGCAGGAGGACAAACCACAGACCCAGCUACCAAAUAUCCAUCAACUGCAGGAGGACAAACUACAAGCUCAACUACAAUAGAUCCUACAACUACAAGAGGACAAAUCACAAACCUAUCUACAAAUGACCCUGCAACUACAACUUCAACUACAAAAAAUCCCCAAAAAAUCACCAGUACUUCUCAUACUUCGUCAACUACAACAAACAGUGGCUCACAAACCUCUUUAACAACCACAGAUCCUAAAACAACAGGUGCCUUUCAGACAUCAACCACUGGGGGAGAAUCCACAAAGAAUAUGGUUUCUCAAACCUCUUCAACUACGACAGCCAGGGGUUCUCAAACCUCAUCAAUUACAACAGAUCCUACAACACCUAGUAAUUCGCAAUCAUCAACACAGAAACCCGAGACUACCACUACAACAUAUCACACAACAAAUAGAGCUCCACAUUCCACCACCGCUAGAGACGUUUCCACAACAACCAAUGCUUCUCAAACUCCCGCUACUAUAACAGAUCAUACAACAACUAGUUCUUCUCAAACUUCUGCAACUUUUACAGAUCAAACAACAACAAGUGCUUCCCAAACAUCUUCACGGGCCACUGAGUCCACAACAAGCAUUGGCAUUCAAACCUCCACCACCAGAGAAGAUUUCACGACAAAUAUGGCUUCUCGUACUCCUUCAACUACAAUAGAUUCUACAACAACCAUUGCUGCACAAACCUCUUCAACUAACGCGGACUUCACAACAAACCAUAAAGAUACCUCAACUGCCAAUGGACCUAUAACCUCUACAACAACUAUAGAUCCUAAAUCAACAUCUUUCCCAAUAAUAACAAAUGUUCCUACAACCCAACGCCCUCUAAGUUCUUCCAUCUCAACCACACCAUAUGUUGCCUCCAGCACCAGCAGCCUGCCCAAAACAACUACAAGCAUAACAAAUGGUUACACUAUCCCACCAUCGGUGGCAACUCUAAUAGACCAGUUGUGCAAAGGAAGAAAAUCUGGCGCUCAUAUUCCAUAUCCCGGCAAUGAAACCGAAUAUGUCAUAUGUCCCAUACCAGAGCCAGAAUUAGUCCAAUGUCCCAUUAAUACUCAGUUCGAUGUUACUACUGGACAAUGUAUAUCGGAUUUGAGCUUUAUCGAUAUGCCCGCCUGUCAAGAUUUAGCCUACGGGCAAGCCAUAGCUUACAAAGGUGACUGCACAAAAUACUAUCUUUGCUUUGGCAACAAAGCAUUGAAUAAGGAAUGGCAAUGUGCCGAAAACUGGUACUUCAGUGCACCACUAGGAAGCUGUGUUCCAGCCGAUCUAUAUGAAUGUCCCUGGUAGAAAUUACGUAUGAUUUGAUCCUCAUAAAAUUUAAGUAAACAAACAAGACUUAUGCGUGAACAAACGAAAUUAUAAAAA
Messenger RNA from Stomoxys calcitrans (stable fly), 3518 nucleotides. Its product is annotated as mucin-2. Gene Ontology annotation, cellular component: extracellular region. The record is from RefSeq and is a predicted model, not a curated record. The coding region runs from base 36 to 3440 and encodes 1134 amino acids. The transcript is spliced from 2 exons. Gene Ontology annotation, molecular function: chitin binding. Lineage: Eukaryota; Metazoa; Arthropoda; Insecta; Diptera; Muscidae.